Messenger RNA from Aspergillus caelatus, 516 nucleotides. RefSeq names its product kinase-like domain-containing protein. The record is from RefSeq and is a predicted model, not a curated record. Gene Ontology annotation, molecular function: ATP binding; protein kinase activity. Gene Ontology annotation, biological process: protein phosphorylation. Gene Ontology annotation, cellular component: nucleus. The transcript is spliced from 3 exons. Lineage: Eukaryota; Fungi; Ascomycota; Eurotiomycetes; Eurotiales; Aspergillaceae. Bases 1 to 516 code for a protein of 171 amino acids.
AUGACAAAUGGUAUCCUUCCGAAGAACUCCGGGAUGUCAUCACCGCAGAACGAAUGGCCUGAAUUUUUAGAACCCGGAAAAUGGCUAUCUGGCAGAUAUAAGGUUAUAAGAAAACUGGGCUGCGGAAGUUUCGGCAAGGUUGUCGAAGCAUACGAUGACAAGAACAAGCACGGCUGUGCUAUCAAGAUUUCCAAGGAGAAGGCCGCAGCCCGUCAAGAAUUUCGCACUCUGGAGAUAUUAGGAAAUAAAGAUCCAAAGAAUGAAACUCGGUCUGUCCGCCUAUUGUAUCCGAAUCUAUUGCACACUGAUGAUCACGUUUGUUUGGUUAUGGAGUUAUUUGGGGAAACCCUACUUGAUGUUUUAGAUUGCAAUGGCUGGGCCCCGAUUCCUCCCAGCCAUGUCCAACACGUAGCCUCCCAAGUUUUCGCGAGUCUUACCUCCCUUGGUGUCCUUGGUCUCUUCCACAAUAAAUCUUCCGGGUGCAUUGGCACAAAGAGAUCGUCGUGCUCUCUGUAA